This is a messenger RNA of Microthlaspi erraticum, 1452 nucleotides long. The record is from the annotation of a GenBank genome assembly. Lineage: Eukaryota; Viridiplantae; Streptophyta; Magnoliopsida; Brassicales; Brassicaceae.
AUGGACUUGAAAAUGGAUAAUGUUAUUGGUGGCCGGUUUAAGCUUGGUCGGAAGAUCGGCGGUGGCUCUUUCGGAGAGCUUUUUCUAGGCGUAAGUGUGCAAACGGGAGAAGAAGUCGCCGUUAAGCUGGAGCCUGCGAAAACGAAGCAUCCCCAACUUCAUUAUGAAUCGAAGAUAUACAUGCUUCUACAAGGAGGAACUGGCAUCCCCAGCCUCAAGUGGUUUGGGGUUCAAGGAGACUACAAUGCGAUGGUUAUUGAUCUGCUCGGUCCAAGUUUGGAAGAUUUGUUCAACUAUUGUAAUAGAAAGCUCACUUUGAAGGCAGUUUUGAUGCUUGCAGAUCAACUGAUUAGCAGAGUUGAAUAUAUGCAUUCAAGGGGAUUUCUUCACCGCGACAUAAAACCAGACAACUUCUUGAUGGGACUUGGUCGCAAAGCAAACCAGGUGUAUAUCAUUGAUUUUGGCCUUGCAAAGAAGUAUAGGGAUCUCCAAACACAUAGGCACAUCCCUUACAGAGAAAACAAGAACCUUACGGGCACAGCUCGGUAUGCUAGUGUCAACACUCACCUUGGAGUUGAACAAAGUCGGAGGGAUGAUCUGGAGUCUCUUGGUUACGUGCUCAUGUAUUUCCUCAGAGGAAGCCUCCCGUGGCAGGGACUAAAAGCUGGCACAAAGAAGCAGAAGUAUGACAGAAUUAGCGAGAAGAAAGUUUCAACUCCUAUAGAGGUCUUGUGCAAGUCAUGUCCACCCGAAUUCGUAUCAUACUUUCAAUACUGCAGGUCUCUGCGGUUCGAAGACAAACCAGACUAUUCCUACUUAAAGAGGCUAUUCCGAGACUUAUUCAUCCGUGAAGGUUAUCAGUUUGACUAUGUAUUUGACUGGACCGCAUUGAAACACCCUCAGAGUAGUUCCACCUCCCGUUCCAGCUCCCACGGAAGGCAUCGUAUUGGUAACCCGGGGAUGGCUGCUGGACCGUCUGCUGAAAAACCUGAAAGGAUAUCAGUUGGGAGGGAGAUCCGCGACAGAUUCUCAGGUGCGGUGGAAGCAUUCGCGAGAAGGAACGCUACCGGAGCCAGCCCCAAUCAAAACCAUACCAGACAACGAACUCUUGACGAUGUCCCUUCACCAAUGAAACCUGUGGUGAAUAUGGUAUCUGAGAAAGGAAGGAGCACUUCCAGAUACGGCAGUGCUUCAAGGAGAGCAGUAGCCUCGGGAAGUAGACCGAGCUCAUCAGGUGAACAAGGGGAUAGCCGAGGCUCGAGCCGUGUGACGUCAAACGGUGGCGGAGGAGGAAACCGACCAUCCGUCUUUCAGAGAACACAAGCGGCAGCUGCAAUGAGCGGGUACGACUCGAAGACGGCCUCUGCCUUUAACCGCAACCGAGUGGCCGCUUCUAGGACGGCACGUGACGAGGCUUUCAGAAGCUUCGAGCUUCUUUCCAUCCGCAAAUGA